Aplosporella prunicola CBS 121167 is the source of this 1173-nucleotide messenger RNA. RefSeq lists its product as uncharacterized. The transcript is spliced from 3 exons. Gene Ontology annotation, molecular function: catalytic activity; molybdenum ion binding; pyridoxal phosphate binding. The record is from RefSeq and is a predicted model, not a curated record. The coding region runs from base 35 to 1069 and encodes 344 amino acids. Lineage: Eukaryota; Fungi; Ascomycota; Dothideomycetes; Botryosphaeriales; Aplosporellaceae.
CUUGACUCCCGUCCGUCACUCAGCCCCAAUCACCAUGAACAUCGCUCAACUCUACACCUACCCCAUCAAGUCGCUGCGCGGCAUAUCCACGCCCGAGGCAACCCUCACCCCGUCCGGCUUCCAAUAUGACCGGCGAUUCAUGCUGCUCAGGGUCAAGGCCGACGGCUCCCUCGAGAACAUGCACGUCUCGCGCUUCCCGCAGAUGACGCUCUUCCACACGGCCAUCACGCCGCCGUCGCCGUUGGCCGAGUCCGAGCGCGGCAGCAACGGCGCCAUCACCGUGACCUUCAGGCCGCCCGACGGCGACCCUGCAAGCGUCGACGUGCCGCUGCACCCGGCCACCGACGACGCGCCCCUGCUCGACGUCGUGAUGCACCAGAGCCCGACCAGCGCCUUUGACAUGGGCCCCGCCCUCAACGGCUGGUUCUCGCGCUGCUUUGGCUUCGACGUCGUGCUCGCCUACCUGGGCCAUCACCGUCGCCCCGUCCUGAUGUCGCGUCCGCAGAGCACGUCGUCGUCGUGGUUGUCCUCGCUCGCGAGCAGCGUGCCCUCCCUGCUCGGCGGUAACAGCGGCGCCGACACCGCUGCCAAAGACGACGGCAUCACCUUCGCCGACUGCGCGCCCGUGCUCGUCGUGUCAGCGACGUCGCUGGCGGACGUGUCGGCGCGGCUGCCCUCCGCCGAGCGGCCCAUGGACGUGACCAAGUUCCGGCCGAACAUUGUCGUGUCGGGCGCGGGCGCGGCAUGGGAAGAGGAUCUCUGGGGCGAGAUCGCGACGGGCAGCGGCGUGCGCUUCAGCCUGCCGCACAACUGCUUCCGCUGCGCCAGCGUCAACGUCGACUACGCGACGGGCAAGCCCGGCGCCGGCGAGUCGGGCCAGGUGCUCAAGAAGCUGCAGAAGGACCGCCGCAUCGACUCGGGCGCCAAAUGGAGCCCGGUGUUUGGCCGCUACGGCUUCCCGGGCCCGGCCGACGCGGGCAAGACGCUGCGCGUGGGCGACGAGGUGCGCGUCGUCAAGCGCAACGCCGACGUGACCAAGUUUGAUUGGCCCGGCCUCAGCAGCUUCUAGGCGAGCUUGCUGCGGAUGUUAGAAUUAGAGAUAGAGAUGCAUUGCUAGAGAUGAAGGAAACGAAACAUUCAUGCCUACCUGACCGACUAAUUUACCUACCUACG